Molecule: messenger RNA, 6654 nt
Organism: Closterium sp. NIES-65
Lineage: Eukaryota; Viridiplantae; Streptophyta; Zygnematophyceae; Desmidiales; Closteriaceae
Source: the annotation of a GenBank genome assembly
AUGCCGCGCAGAUGGGCGCAAGAAGCUCCGCCGCUGGCGGCGGGCUGGGACGAGGCGGGAGCUGCCCCUGCGCCGCCCCUGGAAGAAGUCUACAGCGCGGCGCCAAAAUCGAGGAAGGAAAAAAUCAGCGCUGGAAGCAGCGCCAGCGGAAGCGGAUUCGGAAGCGGAAGCGGAAGCGGAGGCGGAAGCGGCAGCGCGGGGGGAGGCAGUUGGGGCAGUGCCAGGGGCGCCGGGAUAGGCGUGGCGACCGGCGUUGCUGCUACUACGGACGCUGGCGGAGGCAUUGCCGGCGGCAGCAGCAGCAACAGUACUUGUGGUCCCGGUGGUGGUGGCAGUGUGCGUCGUUUGCGACAUUCGCAUAGUUACAACACCGAACGGAGUGCUGGCGCGGAUCCUCCCGAGCUACAGACCCUGUCGCGGCUACAGUCGCUGUCGCGGUUACAAUCGCUGUCGCGCCAGCAGCCGCUGCAGCAGCCUGCGCUACAGCCGCGUCAGCCUUUACAGUCGCUACAGCAGCAGCGGCAGUCGCUGCUACAGCCUCCGCCGCUGCAGCCGCCGUCUCGUAUGCAGUCGCUGCCGUCGCGGUGGUUUGGGAAAAUAGACGAGAGCAGGGAGAUGUUCGAGGAGUGGGAAAGCGCGGAGGGGGAGGAGGGGGAGGCGGAGCAGGGAGAGGGGAGCGGGGCGGCGGAUGGAAUGGAUUUCUAUAGAAGCAGUAGCGAACGGACGAAUAGGGUAACCAGUGUUAUUGCUGUCGCAAAAAGCAGUUCAGUGCAGGUUUCGAACAGGCAGGACGGGUGGAGUGGGGAAGGGCAAGCCAGGGGACGGCAGCAACCGCAGCAGCAGCAGCAGCAGGGACGGCGGCGGCGGCGGCAGAAGCAUGGGCAGGUUCGGCUCUCAGGUGCAGAUCAGGAAGAUUAUAAUGGGUUGCACCAAGACGAGGAUGCUUAUGACGGGUAUAGCUUUGGUGGGAGCGCAAGAGGCUCGUCUGGGCGGUUUCACCGGUCGCGCAGCAGCGGGAGCCUGGCGGAAACGGGGUCCGCGGAAGGGUAUUGGGGGAGAAAGGGGAAGGGGAAAGGGGAGGGGGAGGAGGAUGGGGAGGAGGAGGGGGCUGGGGAAUUGAUAAGGGAGAUGGGGGUAGUGUGGAGAAGGGAGGCGGGUGGGCGCGAAAGGGGAGUGGAAGGAAGAGGAGGAGACGACGAAAGGGCGACAGGCGAAGUGGAGAGGGAAGAGGAAGCGCAGAGAGAGGAGGUGCGGGAGGAGGAAGGAGGGGAGGAGGACGAGGAGGAGGAGGCGGAGGAGGAGGAGUUUGGAGAGGAGGAGGAGAUGAGUGAGGAGGAGGAGGGGGAGAGCGAGAGAGAGGAGGGGCAGCAAGUGUUGUUUUUCAAUGACACGGACAGCAGCGUGGAUGGCGGCGACCGCCAUAGCUAUGGGCAUGCGGAUGGGGAUAAUAUCAAGUGUGGGGGUGCGGAUGGUAAUGUGGGUGGUGGCCUUGCCCGGGGGAGUGGCGGGAGGAAGAGGCGCGAGAGGAGGCGCAGGGGCGGUGGCGGGAGAGGGGAGAGUGGGAGCAGGAGCAGCAUCGGGGGGGGCAUGGGGGGGAGUAUGGGGGGAAGCAUGGGGGGAAGCAUGGGGGGAAGCAGCGUCGGAGGAAGUUUCAGGGGAAGCAUUGUAGAGAGCAUUGGUGGGAGUUUGGGCGGAGGAAGUAGAGGGGGAAGCAUGGGCGGGUGUGGAAGCGCGGAGGAGGAGGAGGGCUCCUUAGACUACCCCCUGUCCCCUCGCUCCCUCUCCGGACGGUUCCUGGGUAUUGUGAUAGAGGAGGCUGCUGAGGGGGAGGGCGAGGGGGAGGGCGAGGGGGAGGGCGAGGGGGAGGAGAGGGAGGGGGAGGGGCAAGGGGAAGGCGAGGAGGAUGGAAGAGAAGAGGGUUACGCGGGCCGCAGCGGCCUGUUUCAGCUGCAGCAGGAGCAGCAGCAGGAGCAGCAGCAGGCACAGAAGCAGCAGCAGCAGGGGUUGUUGAGUCGGCCACGCACCGGUGGGUCGAUGAGAAGUGAGCGGCGCAGUUUCGACCGGUUCCAGGAGGAGAUGUUCCAGUCGCACCGCUCCCAAGGCUCUCUCUCCCACGCCUCGCUCUCCCACCUCUCCGAGCCUACUCCCUCUGAACUGUCCGAUGUGGAGGCUGCUGCUGCCGCUGCUGCACGGCCGUGGGCUGAAGGGCCUUACUCCGGUGGUUCACAUGCGGAUAGAAUGGAGAUUUCGGAGGGAAUGGAGGGAAUGGAGGGAGAGGCGUUUUCACGGGAGGGGGAAGUGUUUGCCCGGGAGACAGAGGACAGGGCGAGGCUGCGGCGGCCUUGGGCAAGCAGUGAGGAGCACUAUAGCGGGGAUGGGAGGGACGGGGAUGGGAGGGGCGGGGAUGGGAGGGGCGGCGUACGACGCCAUAGCGAAGGGGGCAGGGGGACAGGUAGCGGGGGAGAGAGGGGGUGGAAGGAUGGACGAUGGAGUGAGAGUAGUGAGGCAGAGGCAGAGGCAGUGCGGCUUGGAUGUGUGAAUCGUGGAGACGCGUAUCUGAGCCCAGGUGGAGGUGGCGGAGAGUAUCUGAGCCCAGGUGGAGACGGCGGGGGUGCCAGUCUUGAAGAUGAGUACUUGCCGCUCAAGAAAGGGCCGGGGUGGUCGCCGCUUCAGCAGCAGACGCAUCAGCAUGAGCAUGAGCAUGAGCAGCGGCAGUGGCUGGGUGAGGGAGCUGAGAUGGUGGGAGACGCAGCAGAGGAGAUGCGUAGGCCGCGUGGGCAGAGCUUGGUGCUGGGAGGAGAGGGUUUAGGGGAGCAGUGGGGCCGGGGAAGCGGAGAUGAGCAACGGGUGUACAGGCAGAGAGAUGACGGUAGAGGGGGAGGAGAGGAUGAAGGAGAGGUUGAGGAUGGGAGUGAAGGUGGAUCCCUUGCGGUGGCAGCAUACGAGUCCACUAGCGGACGCUCCUUGCCGUCCGAUGCGCCGUGUGUGCCGCCCGAUGUGUCGUGCGACGCGGUGCAGAUUCCCAACGAGAUGCGCAUUGGGGAUGAGCUGGCCAUCCGAUUCACUCUCACCAACAACUCCCCCCUCCCGCUGCAAGGCGGGGUGGAGGUGGUGGCAGCAGGGGAGUCUUCACUUCCCAAUCUCUCCUGUUCCUCCCAUUUUUCUCUCUCACACUCUCUCUUCCUCCCCUCCCCUCCCAGGCUGCAAGGCGGGGUGGAGGUGGUGGCAGCAGGGGAGUCUUCUCUUCCCAAUCUCUCCUGUUCCUCCCAUUUUUCUCUCUCACACUCUCUCUUCCUCCCCUCCCCUCCCAGGCUGCAAGGCGGGGUGGAGGUGGUGGCAGCAGGGGAGUCUUCUCUUCCCAAUCUCUCCUGUUCCUCCCAUUUUUCUCUCUCACACUCUCUCUUCCUCCCCUCCCCUCCCAGGCUGCAAGGCGGGGUGGAGGUGGUGGCAGCAGGGGAGCUGCAAGGAGAGGUGGAGGUGGUGGCAGCAGUGGAGUGGGCGAGUGAGACUGACAGCGAGAGGGACAACGCCAGAGGGGCUCUCACAUCCGGCUCACUAAAGAGGGGAGGCGAGAGGUCCGCAGGCAGGAGGCAGCGGCGGGAGAAGCGCCUGCAAGGCGAGGUGGAGGUGGUGGCAGCAGUGGAGUGGGCAAGCGAGAGUGACAGUGAGAGGGACAGCGCGCGAGGGGCUCUCACGCCCGGCUCGCUCAAGCGGGGGGGCGAGAGGUCAGCAGGCAGGAGGCAGCGGCGGGAGAAGCGGGAGUUCCUGCCGCCCCUCGCCGCCCACGAGAGCGUGACCAUCGACGUCCAGCUGGCGCUUGACGAUUCGUCGCUGCCGGCGCCCUUCUCCCUCGCGUCGGUGUCGGCCGAGCUCGUGGCAAACGGACAGCGCUCUCACAAGCGGCGCAAGCAGGUGCGGCUGGUGCCAGGGUACAUGCCGACCACGGCUAGCGCAGGAAGCCCCACGGGGCAAUGGGUAAUGAGUGCCGCGGGGGGCGUGGGGCAGCAGCAGUGGGCGGAGGUGCUGUUGCUGACAGAUGAGCGCUUCACCUCAACGCAAUAUGGCGCGUGGCGCUCCAUCUGUUGCCUGCUCGGGCUGCAGCACGCGGUGUGGGACAUUCGGUUGCAGAAAGGUCUGCUCGCACCCGACGCCACAACACCCACCGCAGCAGCAGCAGCAGCAGCAGCAGCAGCAGCAGCGGCGGCGGCAACGCCAGCAGGAGGGAGGGCGAGCCCCAACGCGCCCAGCACAUCAAACCCCAAAUCGCCGCGUAUUUCUGCCACCAGUACCGGCACCGGCACUGGCGGCGACAACAACCCUCCCGGGUGGCUAUCCCGACACGCCCUCGUCGUCCUGCCCCACGCCCCCCCCACCUCCAAGCUCCCCCCCCUUCUGCUGCGCGUGCUGCCCCAGAUGGUCGCAACCAGGGGAGGCGUGUAUGGGGCCGAAACCGUGGGUGUGCUUAUAGGGGGGGUCUCUGCCGCCCAGCUGGCAAACCACAUGCUGGAGCUGGCACAGACUCACCUGAAGGAGUUGACCCCAGGUGGAGGAGGAGGGGGGGUGGCGGGUGGGGGGGUGAUGUCGUGCUUUCUGCCGUUUGGGCAGAGGAGUCCGAGAGGGGGCGGUGGGAGCGGCGGCGGCAGUGGGAAUGGUGUGGCGCUAGCUGCCACUGCACAGGCUCAGAAGCUCAGGGCUGAUCUGCGAAGCGAGUUUCCCGAGUAUCGACACUUUGUGGAGAUCCAUCUGCCCUCGGACCAGCAACAGCAGCAGCAGCAGCAGCUGCAACCACAGACGCAGACCCAAAAGAAACAGCAGAAGCAGCAGAAGAAGCAUCAGAAGGAGCAGCAGGAGAAGCAGGGGGAAGGGGGGGGCAGCAUGGCUCGAGUGCGCGUCGCCCGGGGCCACCUGCCUUCUCUCUUCCGCCUGCACGCCCUCCCCCUCGCCGCUGACAUCACUCUGCCGCCCACUUCCGAUACCCUCGCCGCCCCCCUGCCGACCACUGCCCAGCCCAUCACCUCCCACUCCCUCCCCUCCUUUCCCUCCUCCUCCCCCCCUAGCCUCACCCAGCUUCCCCGCUUCUCCGUGUCUUCCGAGCCUCCGGAACUCAGCCUGCCAUGGCAGUCGCAACAGCACCAGGUGCAGCAGCUGCCAAUGGGGACACAGCAGGCGGGCUUUAACCAGGUGCAAUCCUCGGGCCCCCGGUUGUCCUCUGACUCCUCGUGUGCGUCAGGCCCUGUUUUCCAGCACUCGCAGCCUUGGCAGCAUGAACCAGAGCUGCUGCAGCAGCAUCAGCAGAUGCAGCAGCAGCAGUACCAGCAGCAGCAGAGGAUGCAACAGCAGCAGAUGCAGUCCCAGCAGCAGCAGCACAUGCAAUCCGCAGCUGCACCCGCCCAGGCCCACCCGUCCGCAUCCUCUGUGUGGAUACCAGGCAGCUAUGACGAGUCAGAGGCCUCGGACUCCCAGUACCAGCUCCGCACCACCAACUCUCUCCCGCACCAUCCCCGUGCCUGGCCUGCCGACCCUGGGCACUCUGGUUCGGGAGGCAGCAGCGGGGACAGCUUUUGGGGCAGCGGAGGCAGGGGACUCGAUUCUGCGGCUGCCGCUGACGCUGCCCCUGCUCCUGCUGCUGCUGUUGGUGGUGGUGGUUAUGGUGGUGAUGGCGGAAGGGGUGGUGGGGGCGGAGGGGGAGGGCAGGCGGGGCAGGCAAGAGGGCGGGUGAAGGGGAAGAAGGUGCUGAGUGGGCCGUUGCUGUCACGAGGCAGGAGGCACGGCAACAGACGUGCCUGGAUGGGCCGGGCCGGUGGCAUGGGCGGGGAUGCAGGGGGUGGGGGAGGGGGAGGAGGGGGGGGAGGGGGAGGAGGUGGGAGUGGGGGAGGGGGAGGUCAAGCAUGGGGCGAUGGGGGAAUGGAGGGAGAAGAGGGCUCUGGCUUCGGCAAGGUCCCGAGGCUGAUUCCGCUGGGCGGCGAAGACUCGGUGUAUGGCGCGAGUGUGAUGGGGGUGCUGGCAGCGCUGCCAAUGCAGGUGAAGGUGGAUGUGGUGUUCAGAGUGGUGCAGUGGGGUUCCAGCCACUUUGACCUGCCUACUUUUGAAGGUUUUGUGGGGACGAAACCCAAGCGCCUCCCUCUGCUGCUGCUGGUUUCCUUGGCUAUUUAUGAAGAUUUGGUUCUGGAUUGUCGCAGCGGGUGGCGGGACAUGCCGCACUGUGCCGCCCUGCUGCAGGUGAUAGAGAGGAGGGAGCGGGCGGCAGCGCCUGUCUGGGACUGGCCGCCCACUCAGCCAUGCGUGGAUGCUCUGAUGGCGCCUCUCAUGCUGCUGCACACCAAUCAGAUGCUGCCACGUGUCACCGGCUCCUCCCUUCUCUCCUCCGCCUCGUCCUCCUCCUCCUCCUCCUCCUCUACCUCAUCCACCACUCUCACACCCGAGCAGCAAACAGCAGUCUCACAGUACGUCGCACGGGCGGCAAAGCUGUUUGGCGCUGAUGUGGCACCCGCUGAUGUGGCGAUGCCAGACGGGCGCCAGCUGGCGGGGAUCCGGCAGCAGCUGGAGGAGGCGCGGGCGGUGCUGCAGCCCCAUUGGUGGGAGGAGCACUGGGCGGCAGAGGAGGAGGUGGGGGUUGUGGUGGUGGAUGGGGAGGAGGACGAGGAGGAGGCGUGA